GGCACUGCGGCGCCGGUGCCGGUCAUGGCGGCGGCAGCAGCGCGCCUGUUCCGCGGGGCCGCCCGCGGCCCGCCCGCCCUCGCCUUUGCCCGGCCGCUGGGCUCCGCGCCGCCGGGGCCGGCGGGCCGGGGGGCGCGGCGGGCCGCGCUGGCGGCCGCGGGGGCUUUGGGCGGGCUGGGGCUGGCGCUGGGGCUGUGGCGGCGGCAAGCCGCGUUGGCGGCGGCCCGGGAGGACGAGGAGGAGAAGGAGCUGCGGCAGCGGUUCAUGGCGCCGCCGGUGAGCGGGCUGCGGGAGCUGCGGCGGCGGCGGCGGGAGCUGCGGAGCCGCAUGGAGCUGCUCAUCAUGGAGACGCAGGCGGAGGUGUGUCGUGCCCUGGCCGCCCUGGACCCCGGCGCCUCCUUCUCCGUUGACAGCUGGGAAAGGAAGGAAGGCGGAGGCGGUAUCAGCUGCGUGCUGCAGGAUGGCGAGGUCUUCGAGAAGGCGGGUGUGAAUGUGUCCGUCGUGUCCGGGCUCCUGUCCGAGGAGGCAGCGCGGCAGAUGCGGAGCAGGGGGAAGUCUCUGAAGGCCAAGGACGGGAAGCUGCCUUUUUGCGCCAUGGGUGUGAGCUCUGUUAUCCAUCCAAAGAAUCCUCAUGUUCCAACCAUGCACUUCAACUACAGAUACUUUGAAAUUGAAGAAGCAGAUGGAACUAAACAGUGGUGGUUUGGUGGUGGGACUGACCUCACUCCAACUUACUUGAAUGAAGAGGACGCUGUUCAUUUUCACAAGACUCUGAAAGAAGCCUGUGACAAGCACGAUCUGAAGUUGUAUCCCAAGUACAAGAAAUGGUGUGAUGACUACUUCUAUAUCAAGCACCGUGGCGAGCGAAGAGGGAUUGGAGGCAUAUUCUUUGAUGACAUGGACUCUCCCUCCAAGGAAGAAGUAUUCCAGUUUGUAAAGAGUUGUGCCAAAGCUGUCGUGCCUUGUUACAUUCCCAUUGUGAAAAAGCACUGCCAUGACUCCUUCACACCAGAGGAGAAGCUAUGGCAACAGCUUCGGAGAGGACGGUAUGUAGAGUUCAACUUGCUUUAUGACAGAGGUACAAAGUUUGGCCUCCUGACACCAGGAUCAAGAAUCGAAAGCAUUCUUAUGUCUCUGCCACUGACUGCAAGAAUCCUAAUAAUCUGUUUGCUGGUUUUGAGUACUGCUCAGCAUUGAGGUGCCUUUUUCAUAAAACUGUUAUGAUGCCAAGGUGGGAGUACAUGCACAACCCACCAGAGAGCUCCAAAGAAGCAGAAAUCCUGGAGGUACUGCGAAAUCCCAAAGAUUGGGUGCACUGACAAGAAUCAUGAAGAAGAUGGAUUGCUUCCACUGAGCCAUUCUGAGAGAACAGGAAUGCCAGCAAACCAGCCCAUUCAAACUGGUGUUGUGUGGUGUUUCAGUGUGUCUGUUUAUACCUCGUGCCUUAAUUAUGCUGUAGACUUGUUAGAACUUGCAAUUGUGUGAACUCAUUUAGAUUGAUGGGCUAAUGUUGUCCCCCUGUUGCUGCUGCCUUGUGAAGGACUGGUGAAGACUUCACAGGGCUACUCUGCAUGCUUUAGGUGACUGCAAAAUGGCAAACUACUGUGAUGUGUUCAGGGAAAUGAAAGCAUUAUCUGUGCCUAAAUAGCACUGCUUACCCUUAUAAAACGUUGGGAUGCUUAAAAAUAUUUUUUUUAAAGAAUAAAGGGAAUAUUUGGUAUUAUAUUAAACCUUAAA
This is a messenger RNA of Poecile atricapillus (Black-capped chickadee), 1737 nucleotides long. It is a transcript of the gene CPOX, whose product is annotated as coproporphyrinogen oxidase. The coding region runs from base 25 to 1197 and encodes 390 amino acids. The record is from RefSeq and is a predicted model, not a curated record. The transcript is spliced from 8 exons. Gene Ontology annotation, molecular function: coproporphyrinogen oxidase activity. Gene Ontology annotation, cellular component: cytoplasm; mitochondrial intermembrane space. Lineage: Eukaryota; Metazoa; Chordata; Aves; Passeriformes; Paridae.